AUGGCCGCAGCGGUGUUUAUUCGAAUAAAUACUGCGGGCAAUGAAUAUCUUGUACGUUUAAUAUGUGCAAAGACAAAAGUGGCACCUCUCAAGCGAAUUACAAUCCCACGGUUGGAGUUGAGCGCAGCUUUGUUGUUGGCUCGUCUCGUUGUUCAUGUACAAAAUACUCUUGAUUUGUUAGAAGCUCCGUUAUUUUUAUGGACUGACUCUUCCGUAGCACUCACUUGGCUCACUACCCACCCAUCUAGAUGGAAAGAUUUCGUUAGAAACCGAGUCUACGCAAUUCAAGAGCUUUUGCCAAACAGCUCGUGGCAUUUUAUUUCCGGUAAAGAAAACCCGGCAGAUUGUGCAUCUCGUGGACUGCGCCCAAGUCAACUAGCCACUCAUAAUCUUUGGUGGAAUGGACCCGAAUGGCUGCGUGGCCCAACCACUACAUGGCCUACUGCUGCUGCUUUCUCUUCUCCGGAUGCCGAUAACGAAAUGCGUCCAAAUCAGGCCACUAUUGCCGUAGUACAACCGGCUUCGUAUUGGGAUCUUCUCGAUAAACAUUCCUCUCUAAUCAAACUUUUAAGAAUCACUGCUCUUUGUCGUAGGUUUAUUUCACGAUUAAAGCAAACAGCAAACGUAUCGAUAGCUGCACCAUUAACUCCUGAAGAAAUCUGCCAAGCUCGUUUAUUUUGGUCUAAGGUUGUUCAGCAAUCAUGGUUCCUAAACGAAAUCCGAAUUCUUACACAGGGAGAAGUUUUGCCUCGUUCGAAUGCGUUGGUGCGGCUCAUCCCCUUUAUUGACCGAGAAGGCAUAUUGAGAGUCGGUGGGCGUCUCCAUCAUGCUAAGAUUGACGUAGAAUCCAAACAUCCCAUAAUUCUACCACGACGGUCUCCUCUAACUUCUCUUGUAAUCAAGGAUGCUCAUUCUCGCACUCUUCACGGAGGCACCAAAGAACAUAUACUAUGA
Molecule: messenger RNA, 954 nt
Organism: Vollenhovia emeryi
Lineage: Eukaryota; Metazoa; Arthropoda; Insecta; Hymenoptera; Formicidae
Exons: 1
Coding region: 1-954 (317 amino acids)
Source: RefSeq, a predicted model, not a curated record